GCGCCCUGAGGGAGCCGGCGCGAGCCCCCGUGAGGGGGGUGCCGCUGCCUGCCCCCUCACGCACCAGCGGCCGCCGGCGGCCGGAGCGCGAAGGACGGAGGCGCUCGACGCUGCCGCCCUGUCCUCUCCGGGUUUGAAAGCAGCGCCCGGCGGGGCGGCCCGUGCCGCGCCAUGGCCCCGCCCGCCCUGGGAUUGGCGAGAGAAAGGGAGGGAGCGGGGACGCGCUAGGCCCCGGCGUGUCGCAGCGGAGCCGUCCGGCCGGCCCCAGCUGCCGCGGUGCCGCGCGUUCCGCCCUGAGCCUCUGUGCGGGCCCCGGAGGGAAGCCGAACUGAGCGAGUUGCGUGCUGCCGGCGCCGCUGCUGCCAUGGAGAGGAGAGGCGGCGGCAUUGGGAGGGGGUAACUCCGUGCCUCUUCCCCCGAUGAGACUGUGGCUGGGCUGGCUGGGCUACUACACUCUGUUCCUGUGGGUGCUAAGGUGGAGGAUGUGGUCUGGCCCUGCCAGGUACCUGAGGAGUCCUUUAUCCAGGUCCCUCUACGCGAAUAUGAUGGGCAGCCACAGCCAGCCAGCCCCGGGCGCCAGGGAGAACCAUCAGUGGUAUGUCUGCAACACAGAACAGUUGUCUGAAUCCCUUCAGCCUAUUUUUGUCCAGAGUUACCUUGACCAAGGAACACAGAUCUUCUUAAACAACAGCAUUGAGAAAUCAGGCUGGCUGUUUAUCCAGCUCUAUCACUCUUUUGUGUCCUCAAUUUUCAGCCUCUUUAUGUCUAGAACAUCUAUCAAUGGACUGCUGGGAAGGGGCUCAAUGUUUGUGUUUUCCCCAGAACAAUUUCAAAGACUGCUUAAAAUUAACCCAGAAUGGAAAUCCCACAGACUUCUCGAUUUAGGGGCUGGGGAUGGAGAAGUCACUAAAGUCAUGAGUCCUCACUUUGAAGAAAUCUAUGCCACUGAAUUGUCUGAAACUAUGAUAUGGCAGCUUCAGAAGAAGAAAUACAGGGUGCUUGGUAUAAAUGAAUGGCAAAACAUAGGAUUUCAAUAUGAUGUUAUCAGCUGUUUGAAUUUGCUGGAUCGCUGUGAUCAACCACUGACUGUAUUAAAAGAUAUUAGAAGUGUACUGGAGCCAACUAGAGGCAGAGUCAUUCUAGCACUAGUUCUGCCAUUUCACCCCUAUGUGGAAAAUGGUGGCAAGUGGGAAAAGCCCUCAGAAGUUUUGGAAAUCAAAGGGCACACUUGGGAAGAACAGGUGAAUAGCCUGCCAGAAGUUUUCAGUAAAGCUGGGUUUGCCAUAGAGGCUUUCACCAGACUGCCAUACCUAUGUGAAGGUGAUAUGUAUAAUGACUACUAUGUACUAGAUGAUGCUGUCUUCGUCCUCAAGCCAGUGUAAGUGUGUAUGAAGUACAUCUCCACAGUCUAACCCAAGAAGCAGCCUCUGAAAGAGGAGCUUGAUUUAUGGUUACUUAAAGGGUGGGAGUUUGGGAGUUGCCAUGCUUAAAUAAAUACCAUGUAAGAAAUUUAAAGGCCAAAACACUAAUGUAUUUCUUUGUAGUGUGAUUAGGAAAAGAAGGGUUGUUUUUUAAAUGGACUCUUAAGUUGAGAAUUUCUUUUUUACCAGCUCUUAAACCAACAACAGAUUCUCCAGUCUGGCAGUAAUGGGGGAUUUUUUUUAUGCUUACCUGCAACAGGGAUCAGAUGCAAACAAAAGCAAUAGUCCUAAUAAUGAUGAAGCUGAUACAGUGUGAACUGUUGUUAAAGACAUCAAAUGAAAUCUGGCAAUAAAGUUAUCCAUUCAGUUCAAGCCUGUUGAAUAUAAGCUGUUGAAAUGGAUAUUCUUCCAUGCUAAAUUACUUUCUUACUGUCAUUCUUCACAUGUUUUUAAUCAUGCUAAUAAACUUUUUUUGAGAUGA
Messenger RNA from Pogoniulus pusillus (Red-fronted tinkerbird), 1902 nucleotides. It is a transcript of the gene METTL9, whose product is annotated as methyltransferase 9, His-X-His N1(pi)-histidine. The record is from RefSeq and is a predicted model, not a curated record. The coding region runs from base 420 to 1382 and encodes 320 amino acids. The transcript has 5 exons. Gene Ontology annotation, molecular function: protein-L-histidine N-pros-methyltransferase activity. Lineage: Eukaryota; Metazoa; Chordata; Aves; Piciformes; Lybiidae.